Molecule: messenger RNA, 846 nt
Organism: Prunus mume (Japanese apricot)
Lineage: Eukaryota; Viridiplantae; Streptophyta; Magnoliopsida; Rosales; Rosaceae
Source: RefSeq, a predicted model, not a curated record
AUGGCCUUGCUUGUUUUGAUGGACGAACGAAGAUGGGAGGACUUGGAAAUGGACUGCUUGGUCAAAGUGUUUGAGAAAGUUGGAAUGGAGUCACUGCUUUUGGAUGUCCCUUUUGCGUGCAAGUCAUGGCACAAGGCGACCCUCAAUCCUUCAUGUUGGCGUGACUUAUUUGCGAGUGAGUAUCAAAUUGAUAGGGAUCGUUGCUCUGUCACCGCUUUUCUAAAGUUUGUGAUCAAUCGGAGCAGCGGAAAUGCUACUGUGCUCAAGCUUCCCAAAUGCUGCACAGUAGAAGCCUUUGAAUUUGCUGCAAAUGUGUGUCCAGGCCUUGUGACUUUGAGUUUACCACUAAAGUUACUGGACAGUGAUAACACGAACCUAGAGUUGAUUGGCAAGUGGAAAAAUUUGGAGGUGUUAUCAUUGGGUGCAUGCUUAAAUUUGGCGCAAAUACUUGCAAUUAUACAAACACAUUGCAAGAAUUUUUAUGGUUUAGAUUUGUCCAAAGGCUAUGUUGAUGAACAUCAUGCGUUGUCAAUUGCGAAGUUGGUGCCCAAUAUCACGUAUUUAAAUUUGAAGGGUGCAAAAGUUUAUCAUGAUAGUCUUGUCACAUUGCUAAGUGGGUGCAAAGAUCUGGUGAUGUUGGACGCCAGAGAUUGUUUUGGUUUCGAUGAGAACGACGAUGAAAUAUCAAAGUUUGCGUCUCAUAUUAGUACAUUUAUGUGCGAGGGUUCCAAAUUUCCUUUUCGUGAUGAUAUACCUCUUCCUCUUAGUGCACAAAACCCGUUUGAUGAUGAGAUGUGGGAUGAGAUGUUGGAUGAUAUGUUCAAUGAUUUGCGCGAUGUUCAAUGA